CCCAUUCAAUGUAUACAUAAUCAAUGAUAUAGAUAUAUGCGGAUCUAAUCUUGAUACCUGAACUCUGAAUGCAGCUUGUAGGCAAGCAUUAUUUUUUAUUACUAUUAGGUUUUUGCAUUCUCCAUAGCUCAAUCAAUCAGAGCCUCUUGCCACUCAUUACAAGAAUUUAGGAAGAAAGCGUAGCAUAACGUAAAAUACGUUAUUUAAAAGUCGUGUCCGUUUGUGGAGCGUCUUCAGAUAUCCAACUUUCAUUUACAAAAUGGCCGGUUUGAGUUACAUGACUAUAUAUUUUUUUACAUUUGGAUAGGGCUAUAGUUUUAUGUAGACACCAUAGUGACUAAAAUGCAAGAGAAUGUAAAAAAUACGCGCAUGCUGUUUGCCAGGUGGCAACGCCAGCCCAUCUGCGCCGCUGCUUCAACGUCUGCGCCACGCUGAUGCAGGCCCUGCGUAUUACGUCAGCGCACAGGCCAUCAGCCAAUCCCUGCCCAGAAAUGCGCAGCACUGUUGCGCAGACGCGCUCGUCAAAGAGCGCAGCCAUUACUGCGCGAAUAACCCAGGCGGUCGCUUAUGUAAACUGCACAGCAAUACUUGAACAACAGUGUUUUGCAGAGUGAAAAACUAAAAUUCAAUGAGUCGGGGGGCAUGGAAAAAGUUCGGAUGCGCCGGAUGGGUGUAAAAAGAACACUACCGCACAUACAAGAUAAAUCCAACCGGGAAAGCUACCUUCAUGACAUAUAAAACGGCAGUACCAACUCUCCUAAACGUAAAAGGGAGAAAAGUACUGCAGUAAACGGGAAUGAACGGCAGCCCGAGCAGUGACUCGUUCCUAAGCGGGAGCGAACUAUCGCGGUCGCGCACUGGUGAAGACGUCUUUGAAUCCACGGACACUCCUGGCAGCGCAUCGCAGGCGGCCCAUGCGCUACAGACAGCGCAGACGGCCGAUGCUGCCGCUCCCAUCAUCCUCUACCCAGUGAGCUCCGACAGGGUUAUUUCCACAACCACCUCAGACGGCAAAACCAUUUUUAAGAUCGCUGCAGGUCCAGUCCCUACAAUGCCAAAGCCACCCCCUGCUGGCAGUGCAGAGAAAAUCGCCGCUCCAGAGUUCACCUACCAGGCCAUUGUGUUCCUGAUUGAGGCUGUGGGCCGGCGCUGGAGGCUAUAUGGCUCGCGGGAACGUGCCCAGCUCUUCCAGGGCGUGCAGCAGGAGCUGGAGGGCCAGGGAUACUGCCUGCCUGUGGAGAGGAUCCGCCGCAAAUGGAACAACCUCAUUGUCACGUAUAAGCGCGUUAAGGACAGGAGCCGCGAGACGGGCCAGGCCAAGACAUCCUGGGAGUACUAUGAGAUGAUGGACGCCAUGCUUGGCGACACGAUUGGUGCUCAGGUCGGUGGGAGCACGUCAGCAACCCUGCUGGACGUGGGCAAGGAAACAGCUUCCGCCAACCUGGGCGACAUCACCAAGCAAGGCCUGCUGUCCCCCUGCAGCCUUGCCCCCUCCUGUGCCCAGAUUCCCACCCUCGUCUCUGCUUCCCCGCUCCCACCCGUCAACCCGGACCUGUCUCCCUUGCUUCCUGGUCCCCCCCGCAGCACAGGCCGGCCCCGCGCACGGCAGAAGCUGCGGCGCGAUUCAGGCUGCACGCCGACGCCCAUCUCCUUCCCAGCCCGUCGACAGGACCAGGCCGAGGAGUGUGCCUCCCUGCUGCGCAGCCUAGCCAGCAACCAGGAGGAGCGUAGUCGGCAGGAGGAGGUGCGGCUGCGCCGGGGAGAAGCCCGCGAGAAGCGUCGCGAGAGGAGGGAGAACAAGAUGCUGGAGGCCCUGGGGAGGAUGGCCACUGCCCUGGAGCUACUGUCUGCCAAGCAGGACACCAUUAUCGCCUUACUGCAGAGGCUGGCAGACAGGCAGUGAGGCAGCAGGGCCCGCGGACAGCUGUGGGAGCCGAGUCUGCUGAGGGUGGGGGGACCAGCCAUCUUGACUGCACCUGUGUGGCUCAACUGGAUGAUGUUGAUUACACUCCUGCUUGUUGUUAAGGGCCUUGUCUCAUUUCCUGCCUUAGGUUUCAUUCUGAGGAGGGAAAAAUCGAAAUAUGUCAUUCUGUUGCACGGUAUGUAAACGGAAGCUGACUGCAAACCUCAUUCACCACAGACUUCUGCCCCUAUUGUCUGCAUUUUGUUGCUGAUGGUAAAUGACCAUUAACUUUUUUAGCUGAAUGGUUAUGUAGUUAUCAGAUUGUUUUGUUUUUGUUCAGUUGAAUUAUCUGGGUGUUUAUUUUCAAUCUUGAAUUAAAUGCUGUCAGUGUUUUGC
Paramormyrops kingsleyae is the source of this 2299-nucleotide messenger RNA. RefSeq lists its product as uncharacterized. Lineage: Eukaryota; Metazoa; Chordata; Actinopteri; Osteoglossiformes; Mormyridae. The record is from RefSeq and is a predicted model, not a curated record.